AUGCUCAAGACAGCGGGAGACGAAGAUGAAUCGAACGCAUCAAAGGUAAGGAUUACGUUGCGAAUGUUGCUUUUCCUGAACUCAGACUCACGCAUUGUUACANNGGCACAACAAGCUAUCCAGAUCUUUACCAUGCUGGUUGAAGGAAAACCAAGCCAUUCAAAGCCGAAUGCCAAAGCCAAUCGUAUGGUUAUCAGUUUCUUUGAAGCACAUAUCUUGGGCAUCAUGACCGAGUUCUCGAACUCGAUCGACAACACACUGUCACUGUCACCAUCAGAAAAGCUUCGCUGUGUCAAGGCGAUUGAACAAAUGAUCAUACUAGCUAAGAGCAAGGUCAGCGUAGCUCUUCCUCAGAUAAGAGCGUGUCUUCAGAGCGCCAUUGAUCAGCGUAAACUCCAAGAGUCAGCACUUUCCGCUUGGCUGACUCUGGUCAGUGUUCUUGAGGGAGAUGAUGUUGCUGAUAUGGUUGAUCAUACCUUCGCGCUCGUGGCUCAACACUGGGAUAGCCUCUCGUCGCCUCUGCAAAUGAAGAUCCACGAUACGAUCAGCGAGAUGGUCAAAACUCACAGCAAUGUGAUACGGGAGAAGCUCAUGACCAUACCAUCCUUGGCCUCAAUUCCGUUGAUGUCCAAGAUUGGCCUGGAAAUACAGAGAUUGAAGAAAGAUGAGCGUCCAGACGUCCAUCUUCGGGCCUUCGCCAAACGAUUGCACGAUGAAAAUGUUGCUAUUGUGACUCAGGGGCUACGCGAGCUGGUUCCCUGGCUUGGUGAGAACCAAACGUUUGUUCAUGAGGCAGCUGUCAGCGAACAGCCCAAGGCUGCGAUAGCUGAUGUCAUGCGUGCUUUGUUGGAUGUCUGCACCAAGUAUGCUGAUCAUGACUCCUCUGUCGUGGACCUCAGUGCACAAUGCAUUGGUAUCAUCGGCUGUUUGGACCCGAACAGUGUCGACAUGAGCAGCAGCAAGAGACAGGUACUCGUGCUUUCAAACUUUGAAAAAGCCUCCGAAGUUAUCAACUGGGUCGCUAUCAUGCUCGAGGACGUUCUGGUACCAGCAUUCAGAGCAUCCACAAACGCACGCGACCAAGGUUUCCUAGCUUAUGUCAUGCAAGAACUGGUCCGAUUCUGCGGUUUCAACGAAGCCGCAACUGCACGUGUAAGGGCAUCUCAAGCUGGCCCUGCCCACAGUCGCUGGGCGGAGAUGCCUGAAAACGUCCGGAAUACGCUUACGCCAUUUUUAAGCUCAAGAUAUCUGCUAAACAGCAGCUCGUCUGUUCAGCCAGGGAAGCGAAGCUAUCCAGUCUUUGGCAAUGGUAAACGUCACAGCACUUGGCUUCGCGAAUGGGCUUACGAUAUGAUGUGGAGAGGCAAAGGAGAUAAUGCAGAGAUGGUCUUCCCCAUUCUGGCACGCAUCAUCAACCGACACGACAUUUCAAUUGCCAGUUUCUUGCUCCCUUACGUAGCACUCAAUAUCGUUCUUGGCGGCACGGUGCAGGAGGCCAAAGACGUUGGAGUCGAAAUGCUGACAGUCUUGUCCACCGAGUCGCCUGUUGAGUCUGAGAAAGAGGCGCUUCGACAAUGCAGCGAGAAUGUCUUUGCUGUGUUGGAUUACAUGUCAAAAUGGCUACAGGAGAAGAAACGAACAAUGGCUGCAUACCGAGCUGCAGCUCUACGAGCUGGCCAUGCUCCUUCGGAAUUGGAGGAAGUCAAAGAUGUCGGCCAAAUUGAAAGCGUCGAGAGUGUGAUCAAUUCGAUCCCAGCUGACAUUAUUGCUCAACGUGCUAUGGAGUGUGGCUCCUAUGCUCGUGCUCUGUUCCAUUGGGAGAGCUACAUUCGAAGCGAGUCUCGGAGACAAACCAAUCAAAACGCCAAAGAGCACGAUGCAAUGUUCCAACGUUUGCACUCGAUCUAUUCUCAAAUAGAUGAGCCGGAUGGGCUUGAUGGGAUUUCGGCACAUCUCAACAUCCUUAGUCCUGAGCAACAAGCUUUCCAACAUCAGAGAGCAGGCAGGUGGUCAGCCGCGCAGAGCUGGUACGAAUUUGAGCUCAUCAAGGAACCUGCCAACACAAGCCGUCAAAUGGAUCUUCUAAGCUGUCUUCGAGAAUCUGGGCAGUACGAUCAAGUCUUGCGUUACGCAUCAUUUUACAAAGAAAAUCCGAGUCAUAGCGAUAAAGUUUCGCUCUUGUCAUACAUCACGGAGGCAUGCUGGACUACAGANAGAUUUGAUACGCUCAAGGACACUCUCGCGGAUCUUUCAGAAGAUAGUCAGACCGAUUUCAAUGUUGGAAUCGCCAGAGUGCUCCUCGCCAUGCAAGAAAGAGACCAGAGUGCAGUGUCAACCAUGGUCAACAAACUCCGCAACACUGUGGUCAAGGGCAUUACCUCUGUCUCUGGAAGCUCGUUACAGGCUUGCCACGAUGUUCUCCUGAAGCUCCAUAUUGUGUAUGAAAUAGGUGCACUCAGUGGCGCGAUCAAUGUCCCUGCCGCUCAAGAUCCAGCUGCUACAUCGAUUAUUGCAGUCAUGGACAAGAGAUUGGCCGUCAUCGGUUCAUACAUCUCUGACAAACAAUACUUGCUUGGCAUUCGACGUGCGGUCAUGCGAUUGUCCAACGUCGAUUUCUCAAGCGUCAGCAUUGGCAGUUCAUGGCUCACAACAGCUCGUCUUGCACGAAAGACGAAUGUCUCAACCGUCGCGCAUUAUGCUGUACUCAACGCGUUCAGCUGCGGAGACGAUGCAGCCAAGAUAGAACAUGCUAGGCUGCUUUGGAAAGACGAUCAGCACAGACAAGCCAUCCAGAGUCUCGAGGGCGCAAUUGCAUCCAAUACGUUCGCAACCUAUGAUCAGAGGAUGGUUGACACCAGCAAUCCUGAAGAAGCACAGCAGAAGCAAAACAUGCUUUCUGCAAGGGCUCAUCUGCUACUUGCCAAAUGGUUAGAUGCUUCUGGACAGACGCAGGCAACAAAGGUCGUAGGCAAGUAUCAGUAUGCCGCCAGGCACUACUCCAGGUGGGAGAAGGGCCACUACUAUCUGGGCAAGCAUUACAACAUGCUGCUCGAUGCUACAAAACUUCUUCCUUCGAGCAAGCAGUCUGAGCCUUUUGUUUCUGGAGAGCUGACUAAGCUGGUUAUCGAGAACUAUUUGCGAUCUGUGCCGUUUGGCUCAAAGUACUGGUACCAGACAAUUCCAAAGAUCAUCACGCUCUGGUUGGAUCUCGGUAUGGAUUGCAUGCAGAGAACCAGAAACGAUGUCCAAGCUGAUACGACGGCCAAACGUUCACACUGGCUGGAUGCAAUUCACAAGCAAAUGAAGAAGUACUUCGACCGCAUACCUCCGUACAUUUUCUACAACGCUCUGCCUCAGAUGAUUUCACGUAUCACCCACCCAAACCCCAAGGUUUACGAAGUGCUGUCGAUGAUCAUUCAGAAGAUUGUUUCGACUCAUCCUAGCCAAGCACUUUGGUUCUUGUUAGCGGUUUGCAAGGCCACCGCAUCGGAUAGAGCAAGCCGUGGCGUGGUCAUCAUCAACAAGCUGAAGGACCCUAAGAACAGGCCUAAGAGCGAAUCAGCUAGUUUAGACCUGCGAGUGAUGAUCAGUCAUGGUCAGAAAUUAUCGGAUGGUCUACUACAAGCUUGUGAGAUUCACAUCGAAACACGGUCGGCGAACGUCAGUCUGUCUAAAGACCUGAACUUCAAUCACAAGCUGGCUCCUAAUCCUCUCGUCAUACCUCUGGAAUCUACCUUGACAGCCAAUGCUCCUGUGGUACAAGACGCUUUCCACAUUCGCAAGUUCGUGGCGUUCGCUCAGGAACGCAUCACGAUACAAAGCUUUAGUGAUGAAGUUCUGGUGCUCAACUCUUUGCAACGACCACGAAAAUUGACAGUCAGAGGUUCGGACGGAAAACAGUAUGGACUCUUGUGCAAGCCAAAAGACGAUUUGAGAAAAGAUCAACGCCUUAUGGAGUUCAAUACGAUGAUCAACAGAGCUCUCAAACGAGAUACAGAGUCGAGCAAGCGUCGUUUGUACAUCAAAACAUAUGGUGUGACGCCAUUGAGUGAAGAAUCUGGCACUAUCGAGUGGGUCGAAGGGAUCAAGCCUCUGCGCGACAUCCUUCUGAAGUUGUAUCAGCGAAAAGGUGUCCAACCUAACUAUAACGAAUUGAGAGUCUUCCUUAGUGAGGCAAGCUCUAAUCCGGCCAACGUGGAUAUCUUCACUGAGAAAGUGCUAAAGGUCUUCCCAUCAAUCCUUCACGAGUGGUUUACAGAGAUGUUCCCCGAGCCCGACUCGUGGUUCGCUGCUCGUUUGAGAUAUGCUCGCUCAGCGGCAGUCAUGUCUAUGGUAGGACAUGUACUUGGACUCGGUGACCGACAUGGAGAGAACAUCUUGCUGCAAGAAGAUACUGGUGGUGUCUUUCAUGUCGACUUCAACUGUCUUUUCGACAAAGGUCUCACAUUCGAGAAACCAGAACUUGUUCCGUUCCGCCUGACACACAACAUGAUUGCGGCAAUGGGGGCCUACGGAUACGAAGGACCUUUCCGCAAGUCGGCCGAACUGACACUGGGCUUGCUUCGUCAGCACCAAGAUACUCUGAUGAAUAUUUUGGAGACGUUCUUGCAUGACCCGACCACGGAUUUCAUUGGCAAGAAAAAGAGGACUACGCCGGGAGUGCCAGAGACGCCGCAAGAAGUCUUGGACUCGGUCAGUGGGAAGUUGAAAGGAUUGCUCAGAGGAGAAACUGUGCCGUUGAGUGUUGAAGGUCAUGUCAAUGCUUUGAUUGGACAGGCCACGGAUCCCUGGAAUUUGUGUCAGAUGUACAUUGGAUGGUGUGCAUUCUUGUAA
Messenger RNA from Aureobasidium musti, 4833 nucleotides. Lineage: Eukaryota; Fungi; Ascomycota; Dothideomycetes; Dothideales; Saccotheciaceae. The record is from the annotation of a GenBank genome assembly.